Molecule: messenger RNA, 1406 nt
Organism: Bactrocera dorsalis (oriental fruit fly)
Lineage: Eukaryota; Metazoa; Arthropoda; Insecta; Diptera; Tephritidae
Gene: Ldsdh1
Product: estradiol 17-beta-dehydrogenase 11
Exons: 6
Coding region: 182-1162 (326 amino acids)
Cellular component (GO): lipid droplet
Molecular function (GO): oxidoreductase activity, acting on the CH-OH group of donors, NAD or NADP as acceptor
Source: RefSeq, a predicted model, not a curated record
AAUUUGGUGUGUGUGAGCGGUGCGCGCAUUUCUAGAUUUUCAGUUGGAAUUCUGAAUCGGCCGGUUACGGUUUAUUGUUGCUCUGAUCUAGCGAAAGUGCAAACAAAUAAGAAGGACACGUGGUAUCUUAUAAUCCUUGACGUUCGAACUAUAAUUUGUGAUUACAAUUUGUGCAUUUAAAAUGGUGCAGCCGUCGAAUUCUGUGAGCGCCAAUAGCGCCGGCAGCACUAACAGCAAUAACAAUAAAAACAACAUUGAUAUUUACAAUAUAGUCACCUUGGUGUUAGAUAUAGCACUGCUGAUAUUCAAGUUCUGGGUUGCGAUAAUCGAGUCGAUAGUUAAGACAUUUGUGCCACAAGAAGUCGAUGUCAAAGGUCAAACUGUACUGAUCACCGGCACCGGACAUGGCAUUGGCAAGGAGCUCGCGCUGCAGUACAGCGCACUUGGCGCUAAGCUCAUCUGCUGGGAUGUGAAUGAGGAAGCAAAUCAGCAGACAGUCAAGGACAUCAAAGCUUACGGUGGGGAGGCGUACGCUUAUACAUGCGAUGUUACGAAACGUGAUGCGAUCAACGCCUUGGCUGAGAAGGUCAAGAAAGAGCAUGGCUUUAUCAAUAUUAUUGUAAAUAAUGCUGGUAUUAUGCCCUGUCAUCCAAUUCUUGAACACACCGAAACUGAGAUUAGAACUAUGUACGAAAUUAAUGUGCUGGCGCAUUUCUGGAUCAUUCAAGCCUUUCUCCCAGAUAUGUUGGCCCGCAACGAAGGUCACUUUGUCGCUUUGUCAUCGUGCGCUGGUCUCUUCGGGCUGCCAAACUUGGUGCCUUAUUGUGGUACAAAAUUCGCUGUGCGCGGUCUAAUGGAGGCGCUGAGCGAAGAAUUGCGACACAAGAACCCACAGAAUAAUAUUAAAUUUACCACCAUCUAUCCAUACAUGGUCGAUACCGGUCUCUGCAAGCGUCCACGCUACCGCUUCCCCAGCCUCUUUAAACUGGUCAAGCCCACAGACGCGGCAGCGAGCAUUAUUCGCGCACAACGCACCAGCCUAGAGCACGCCAGUAUUCCACGUGAUUAUUUGUAUUUGGAGAAAAUUAGACGUUUGCUGCCACGUAAUGCUAUGCGUUUAAUUGAUAGCUUCCUCGAUGUGGGUGUAGACUCAGAUAAAUGAAGGAGUGUGUUGGAAAAUGUAUAAGUGAUAAGCGAUUUUUCAUAAAAAAAAGUGUAAAGUUAAGCCGCAUUUAUAUGCCAUUUUGUCUUUUUUCAUAAAAUACCAAAAAUAUAGACCUUUAAGUAACGCUGUAUUUCGUAUAUAUAUACCAUAAUUAUAUACAUCUAUACAUAAUUUUUUUUUUACAUUUGUAAAUUGUAUUCGAGUGCUGAGAGAAAAAUAAAACAAUAAUUCUUUCGUAAAA